UCUUUAGUGUCCCGGGAUUCUCACUUUCUGUCGCGUUGAUCGCAAUGCUACCAUCUUCUAUCGGAACAACGUAUGGUGCCUAUUUCCUCUCAACAAUUUUCUGCGCUAUGCUCUGGGGAGUGUCUUGUAUGCAAACCUUUUCUUAUUUUACUCGUUAUGUCAGAGAUGAUCGAUGGUUAAAAACUACGGUCGCUGUUAUAUGUACGGUGAACGCUGCGCAGACAGCACUGAUAGUGCAUGGAGCGUACGCUUACCUAGUUGUUAACGCCGGAGACUCUUCAUUUUUUGAGGUGGUCCUUCCGGUGUCCUCGUCCGGGUUUCUCCUCUCAGCCAUUGUUUCAGUUUGUGUGCAAGGAAUAUUUGUUGUCAAGGCACAAAGACUCAGCGAGACGAGAUCGAGGGUACUCCCCUCGCUCUGGGUCCCAUUCGGUCUUUUUGAACUCGGAACAGCAAUUUAUUGCGUUGUUAAGAGGUGAGGGUUUUACUCGAACAACAGAUCUACUGUCAGGAACGCGUCGCAGUUUUCAAAGUGGGAAGAGUGUUUUCUUCACCGCAUCGCUGAAGGUGAGGAUCAGUUCCAAGUCUGUCCCAUUUGAUGCAGCCUCACCUACCGAAAGGGUGCCGUGGUUUCUUAUCU
Messenger RNA from Suillus clintonianus, 637 nucleotides. RefSeq lists its product as uncharacterized. Bases 45 to 476 code for a protein of 143 amino acids. Lineage: Eukaryota; Fungi; Basidiomycota; Agaricomycetes; Boletales; Suillaceae. The transcript has 12 exons. The record is from RefSeq and is a predicted model, not a curated record.